Messenger RNA from Arvicanthis niloticus (Nile rat), 1927 nucleotides. NCBI's taxonomy places the organism in Eukaryota, Metazoa, Chordata, Mammalia, Rodentia, Muridae. The record is from RefSeq and is a predicted model, not a curated record.
GCUCACUAGGGACGCGGAACCUCCGCCUCCGCCUCCGCUGCCGCCGCGGCCUUCCGUGCGGGCUCCCGAAUUAGACUUCUGUUUUCCCGCUGCCUAGCCCCAGGCUCACUCGGCCGCAGCUCCAGCGUCUGCGGCGCGGCGACCCUCGCUCCGUGGGCCGCGGACGCCCCGGCCCGAUGCUGCGCUGGCUGAUCGGAGGAGGCCGCGAGCCGCAGGGCCUGGCCGAGAAAGCUGCUUUGCAGACAAUAGGAGAGGACCAAGGUCAGAACCCCUACACUGAACUGCUGGUGCUGAGGGCUCACCGGGACAUUGUCCGCUUCCUGGUGCAGCUAGACAGCUACAGGUUUGCAUCUGCCGGCGAUGAUGGAAUUAUAGUUGUGUGGAAUGCCCAGACAGGAGAAAAGCUUCUGGAACUCAGAGGACACACUCAGAAGAUAACGGCUAUCACCGUGUUUCCUCCCCUAGAUUCUUGUGAGGCUGGCAGUCAGCUUCUCUUGACAGCCUCGGCUGACCGGACUGUCGGUGUUUGGGAUUGUGACACUGGCCGGCAAAUCCAGAGAGUCACAUGCUUCCAGUCUACUGUAAAGUGCUUAGCUGUUCUUCAGAGACUGGAUGUGUGGCUCUCAGGUGGUAGUGACUUAGGUGUGUGGAACCGAAAAUUAGAUCUGCUGUGUAAGACCAGCCACCUUUCUGAUACAGGGAUCAGUGCAUUGGUUGAAAUCCCUGGAAACCGUGUCGCUGCAGCAGUUGGCAGAGAAUUGAUAAUUUUUAGGCUUGUAAUGCCCACAGAAGAAUUGCCAGAAUGGGAUAUUAUUGAAGUCAAACGCCUUCUUGAUCACCAGGACAAUAUUCUGUCAUUGGCUAACAUCAAUGAUACAAGUGUCGUCACUGGCUCCCACGUUGGGGAGCUGAUCAUCUGGGACACCCUGGACUGGACUGUGCAGGCCUGUGAGCGCACCUUCUGGAGCCCGACUCCACAGCUGGAUGCCCAGCAGGAAAUAAAGCUCUGCCAGAAGCAAAAUGACAUUUCUAUUAAUCACUUCACAUGUGAUGAAGAGAAUAUAUUUGCUGCAGUUGGAAGGGGGUUAUAUGUGUAUAACCUACAACUGAAGCGUGUGAUUGCCUGCCAGAAAACGGCCCAUGAUUCCAACAUCCUACACACUGACAAACUUCCAAACAGGCAGUUAAUCUCGUGCUCGGAAGAUGGCGCUGUGCGCAUGUGGGAGGUCCGAGAGAAACAGCAGCUGGCCGCUGAGCCCGUCCCAACAGGGUUUUUUAAUAUGUGGGGAUUUGGAAGAGUAAACAAACAGGCCAGCCAGCCUGUUAAGAAGCAGGAAGAAAACGUCACCACGUGUUCCCUGGAGCUCAUCGGAGAUCUGAUCGGACACUCAUCAUCCGUGGAGAUGUUUCUGUACUUUGAAGAUCAUGGACUAGUGACGUGCUCUGCGGAUCAUCUCAUUAUUUUGUGGAAAAACGGAGAGCGAGAAUCUGGAUUACGCAGCUUAAAGUUAUUUCAGAAGUUAGAAGAGAAUGGUGACUUAUACCCAGAGUCCACUUGAAGGAGCUGGACAAGUGUGCACACAAGAACCCUGCACAUCCAAUGUAGCACGGUACUCUGAAAACAAACCAUCAACACAUCGGUCCCUCAGAUCCAUAUUGUUUUCUUGCCUGUGAAGUUCUGUCUGUCGGCAACAUGUGUCCACCCGAGAGCACAACAUGGCCCUGCUGCUGUGCAAGGGCGGGGUGCUGUGUUCUGUGUCUUAAAGCAGUAGAAAAAAAGAUAAAUGUAAAGUUGUCACACAUUAUUUACAAGUUUUAUUUCGGGCUCCUUUAGAGACUGUUUGAGACUUGCCAUGAGAGAUAUAUUCUUUCUGCUACAAAUUCUCUGCUCCUCGGUGUCCAAUAGAACCAAACUUGAAUAUUAUCC